This is a messenger RNA of Bactrocera tryoni, 1004 nucleotides long. It is a transcript of the gene Etfb, whose product is annotated as electron transfer flavoprotein subunit beta. The transcript is spliced from 2 exons. The record is from RefSeq and is a predicted model, not a curated record. Gene Ontology annotation, molecular function: electron transfer activity. The coding region runs from base 114 to 875 and encodes 253 amino acids. Gene Ontology annotation, cellular component: cytosol. Lineage: Eukaryota; Metazoa; Arthropoda; Insecta; Diptera; Tephritidae.
CAUUUAUUGCAGGGUGCCUAUUCUAAUUUUAGGAAGACCACGGUGGAAAAGUUUAGAAAUAGUAAAUUAAUUCAUUUAAGUGCCUUUUUAAUUUGUGGAACUAACAUUCAAAAAUGUCUCGUGUCCUUGUUGGAGUAAAGCGUGUGGUCGACUAUGCCGUAAAGGUACGAGUUAAGCCUGACAAAACUGGUGUGGUCACCGAGGGAGUGAAACAUUCAAUGAACCCUUUCGAUGAAAUCGCUGUAGAGGAGGCUAUUAAACUAAAAGAAAAGAAGAUCGCCUCAGAAAUCAUCGCUGUUUCAGUUGGUCCAACACAAUCUCAAGAAGUGAUACGUACUGCUUUAGCAAUGGGUGCUGAUCGUGGAGUACAUGUUGAGGUAUCGGGCAAAGACUACGAUUUAUUGCAACCAAUUCAUGUAUCUAAGAUUUUGGCUAAGUUGGCAUUAGACGAGAAAGCUGACUUGAUAAUCGUCGGUAAACAAGCCAUUGACGAUGACAGCAACCAGACAGCACAAAUGACCGCUGCCGUUCUCGAUUGGCCUCAGGGUACUUUUUGCAAUAAAGUCGAAAAGACCGAUGCAGGGUUGAGCAUUACACGCGAAAUCGAUGGUGGUUUGGAAACGAUAAAGACAAAGAUUCCAGCUGUAUUGAGCGCUGAUUUACGUCUAAACACACCACGCUAUGCAACAUUGCCAAACAUCAUGAAAGCCAAAAAGAAGCCAUUAAAGAAAGUUACACCAAAGGAUUUGGGUGUUGAUACCACACCGCGCAUUGAAGUUGUCUCCGUUGAGGAGCCACCUGUGCGCCAAGCUGGUGCUCUGGUGGCAGAUGUGGAUGCCCUUGUUGGUAAAUUGAAGGAAGGCGGACACAUCUAAAUAUUUUGGUGUUAAUUCAAUGAAAUUUAAAAAGUGCAUUUAUGAAAUUUAACUGAUAUUUUGUUUAUUUACCCCUUUUUAUUUGCUAUACCCUAUUAAAAUUUCGUAGAAAAUUUAAAAAAUACUUAA